CUUCCGGCCCUUCUCCCCAUCUCUUUCCAUUCGAUUCCAUUUCUGCUCACCCUUCCACCACCUUAUUCAACUUCACAUCUCUUCUAAUAUAAGUCCACACAUUCACCACGCACCAUGUCCACCUUGGAAGACCUUGACGACCUCGAGCGCGAGGAGAGAGACAAGAAGAAGGAUCAGGGCGAUGGCGAUGGCAGGAAGCCCGACGGAGGCGACGGAGAUGCCGACAUGGGCGACGCUGAGAAGAAGGACGAGGGAGACGAGCUUUUGGAUGACGAGAUCCUGAGCUCCAGCACAGCGGACAUCGUCAAGCGGCGGCGAAUGCUGGAGAACGAGCUGCGCAUAAUGAAGAGCGAAUUCCAACGAUUGACACACGAACAGAGUACGAUGCGGGAGAAGGUCAAGGACAACCAGGAGAAGAUCGAGAAUAACCGACAACUACCAUACUUGGUCGGAAAUGUCGUCGAGUUGCUGGAUCUGGAUGUCGAGGCCGAGGCGGCCGAAGAAGGGGCCAACAUCGACUUGGACGCAACCCGGGUCGGCAAGUCUGCUGUCAUCAAAACGUCCACCCGCCAAACCAUCUAUCUCCCGCUCAUCGGUCUCGUAGACCAUGAGCAGCUCAAGCCCGGUGACCUGAUCGGUGUGAACAAAGAUUCCUAUCUGGUGCUGGACACGCUACCGGCCGAGUACGACAACCGAGUGAAGGCCAUGGAGGUCGAUGAGAAGCCGACGGAGAAAUACACGGACAUUGGUGGCCUGGACAAGCAGAUCGAGGAGAUUGUCGAGGCUAUCGUAUGGCCGAUGAAGGAGGCCGAACGCUUCAAGAAGCUGGGUAUCAAGGCGCCGAAGGGUGCCCUGAUGUACGGUCCCCCCGGUACCGGUAAGACUCUCCUCGCCCGAGCCUGUGCCGCCGAAACAAACGCGACAUUCCUCAAGCUGGCGGGCCCGCAGUUGGUGCAGAUGUUCAUCGGUGACGGUGCCAAGCUGGUAAGAGACUGCUUCGCGCUGGCCAAGGAGAAAGCGCCCUCAAUCAUCUUCAUCGACGAGUUGGACGCGGUAGGAACAAAGCGAUUCGACUCGGAGAAGUCCGGUGACCGUGAAGUGCAGCGAACGAUGCUGGAGCUGCUGAACCAGCUGGACGGUUUCGCCUCGGACGACCGCAUCAAGGUCCUCGCCGCGACGAACCGCGUCGACGUGCUGGACCCUGCCCUCCUGCGAUCCGGCCGUCUGGACCGCAAGAUCGAGUUCCCUCUCCCCAACGAGGAGGCCCGCGCAAACAUCCUGCAGAUCCACUCGCGCAAGAUGUCCGUCGAGGACUCCGUCAACUGGGCCGAGCUGGCCCGCAGCACCGACGAGUUCGGCGGUGCCCAGCUCAAGGCCGUCUGUGUUGAAGCUGGUAUGAUUGCGCUGCGCAAGGGUCUGAACAAGAUCGGCCACGAGAAUUACGUCGACGCUAUUCUAGAAGUGCAGGCCAAGAAGAAGGACACCAACAUGGGUAUCUAUGUCUAAAUAGAUUUCUUAGCAUGUUUUUGUACUUAUCCGGUUUUUUUGUGGUACAUCUGUAUCUACACUUCCAUCGGGGUCUGAUAUAUGUGCCGUUUCUGCCGAUAUUUGUUUUGCCUGUGGAUUCCGUCGGCAAAUAGAUAAAACAGUAAUGAUAUGGUCUGUCCUCG
Molecule: messenger RNA, 1670 nt
Organism: Aspergillus campestris IBT 28561
Lineage: Eukaryota; Fungi; Ascomycota; Eurotiomycetes; Eurotiales; Aspergillaceae
Product: proteasome regulatory particle base subunit RPT5
Exons: 3
Coding region: 115-1506 (463 amino acids)
Biological process (GO): proteasome-mediated ubiquitin-dependent protein catabolic process
Cellular component (GO): proteasome regulatory particle, base subcomplex
Molecular function (GO): proteasome-activating activity; ATP hydrolysis activity; ATP binding
Source: RefSeq, a predicted model, not a curated record